GCCUCUUUUUGUCUACUGCCUGUAGUCUUGACAACUGAUCAUCAGUGAUAAGAUGUGGGCACCAGAAUCACACAACCUUGUCAGAGUCUGGUAUCUGCAGCGUUUGGUUAGUUUGGGAAUAGGUGCUGACUGUUUGCAGAGUGAGCUGGCCGUGUGACUGUUCCUCUCGUCCUGAAGGGGGCAGCAGGACCUGGAGGCCUCGGUGCUGCAGGUCUCAGGCUCCACCUCCGGGGAAGAUGAUGGCGGUCGCUGGAAAGAAGCCGGCUCUACUCCGGAGAGGGAGUGGAGUCCCUUACAAACAGCAGCUGGAGAUGCUGAUUGGAGACUCUACUGACAAUUUAAUUAAACGGAUAAUGAGACUCAUUUUACAAGACACCUAUGAGGCCCAGUCAGAACUACAAAUGAUCAUGUCAGAUUUGUUUGAGAAAAUCUCUAUUAAUGGAGCUGAAGACUGUCCCCCAGAAGCACAUGUUUUCUUGCAGCGCUUUGCUGAAAUUGCAUGGUCUGAGCUGGUGGAUGAAUGCUUUGCUGAAGGUAGCAUGAAGUCGAUUCACUCUCAUUCUACAUUUUUUCAGGCUUUAGACUUCUUGCGUCGAAUAUCUUGUUACAUGCCUUGUGUCAGACGAAUGUGGGAUAAACGAUACAGAAUUGUUUCAAAUAUUGGCAUCAUGCUUGUUUUUGAUGGUGAAAUUACUCAUUUACGCUAUUUCAUCUGGCAGGAAUGCUUGAAAAUACUUUAUAAUUGCCUUGUUUUGUGCGAUGAAGAUGAUAUAAAAUAUCUUUGCCAAUUGCAGAUCUUUAACUGCAUGGAAGUAGCUUGGAAAAUGUCUGAUCAAAGGUUGAACCUUGGGUUGCUUGUUAAAGCAUGGCUGGUCCUGGCAGAGCAUUAUCACAUUCCAAUUUGUAAGCAAACCUGGGACAGGUCCUCCUUUUCCCAGAUUAUCUGGUACUUGUCACAGGAAAAUGAAUAUGAAAUGGCAGGAGUGCUUGUUGCUAAAAAAGCCAUGCUGGCAGUGGAGAAUCCUGAAGAAUACAAGAAAAACCCUUACGUGCAUUAUAAUCCUAAAACAAGGUACAUAUCCACAAUAUCUGAUAUUGAAACCAAAUUGCCAGAAACAUUCCCGACUAUAUGCUCUUCUCCUAAUUGUAAUGAAUUGGAAGAUUUGGACUGUCACUUUCGCUCUUGUGAACGCUGUCGGCUUACAUAUUACUGCAGUAAAGUUUGUCAGAAGUACCAUUGGAAACAUGGUCACAAAGAAGAAUGUGUUCCCUUGAUUCCAAAGGAGGAAAUUCUCAAAUAUUACACUAAAGAUGUGAUAAAUGACUUUCAACUGUACUGUAUAAGUCUGUCGAAUAGCAAGAUGCUGGAAAGUAUUAUGGGUCAAACCAUUCCAAAGCGCAGUAGUGGAGAUGGUGUUCACUACUUAGGUGUUCUUGUUAAAAAUGAGCAGGGUCAGUGGGUUACCACUGAUGAACACUUAACCGAUUCCAAGAAGCAUCCCCAAAGAAAUGGACCCAAAGACUAAUUUUUGCUUUGACGACAUUGAGUCAAAAAAUAGUCGGUUUAUAUCUGGUAAAAGAAAGUGAAGAAAGCAAUGUCGAUAGAAAUUAAACUUUCAAACUUCAACCAAACUAAUUAAGUUAAGAACUGCAACAGCACUAAAGUAAACUGUCUCACUACUGAGGAUUAUUGCUGCAUCAUGGUCAAUUGACACAGUUUCAGGUGUAGGUCUAGUUUUAGCUCUCAAGUUCAGGGGUGCUACGAGCUAUGCAAGACCCAAAACUGGUACUGUCUCUUAACUGGUUUGUCAAACACUACCUGAUAUUGCCUGCAGGGUGUGCCCCGAUUGAAUUUGCAGGGACAGACUUGAAACCAAGAGGUACCCAUGUCUAUGGCUUGUUCCAUAGGGUUUGUCACUGCUUGUUCUCGUGUAAAAAUGGUUGGUAACUACCUUUUUAAUUCCAAAGCUUUUUGAUUUUGAGAAAGUUUAGGAAUUAUUUAACAUUUACUUGAAUAACUGCAAAUGUCUUUCUUCAAUUCUUUAGCUAAAUAAAUCCUCUGAUUAUUUUACGAUCUUUCCUUUCUAGCUGUUAACCUUUAAAUCAAACUUUGUUAAAAAUCCCAAGCUUGAGUUGCAUUUACCUUAGGAUUUCUUUCACAUCUUUCUCAUUUAGAUGCCUCCAGUUUCUGCAGUUAAACUCCUUAAUCUGUAAAACUAAGUGAACAUUCCACAACACCCAGAUCAUGCAUUAGAAAUUCAUAAUGAGCUAUUGCCUUUUUGAGAAGAAAUGUUACAUUUUGAUAUUUUCUGCUUCAUUUAUAAUGAACCAACAAAAUUACUUGUAUUAGUGAAUCUGAUCAGUUGUUUAGUUACUUGUACUGAAUCCUAAAUGAAAAAUGGAUGCUGUAAAUUACCCUGUUUUAUUGGCAAUGUCUUUUGAUCUAAAAUGUUGCUCUAAGUUAGAUUUAUUUCUCAGA
Messenger RNA from Stegostoma tigrinum, 2479 nucleotides. RefSeq lists its product as uncharacterized. The coding region runs from base 237 to 1526 and encodes 429 amino acids. Lineage: Eukaryota; Metazoa; Chordata; Chondrichthyes; Orectolobiformes; Stegostomatidae. The record is from RefSeq and is a predicted model, not a curated record. The transcript is spliced from 3 exons.